Molecule: messenger RNA, 1285 nt
Organism: Leptinotarsa decemlineata (Colorado potato beetle)
Lineage: Eukaryota; Metazoa; Arthropoda; Insecta; Coleoptera; Chrysomelidae
Gene: fl(2)d
Product: Pre-mRNA-splicing regulator female-lethal(2)D
Biological process (GO): mRNA modification; regulation of alternative mRNA splicing, via spliceosome
Cellular component (GO): nucleus
Source: RefSeq, a predicted model, not a curated record
UCUUCUGUCAACAAUUCCGAGAUAAUUUAAAAUGGCGUUUAGUUUUUAGUGUCCGAAGUGUUUUCGAGUUGUUAGAAGUGAAUUAAAUACUUCAAAUGGUGCUAUUAUUGAAUUUCAGAUGUUUCCAAUAUAUUUUCAGGACAAUUAAAGUAGUUAUAUAGCAUCAAAUUUGAGAAAACUCCCGACAAGAUGUCGGAGUCAGGUGACGUUCAACAACCCAGUAGCCCUGCAGAAUGGGACAAGGCGCCUUGCAGAGUAUCAAUUACCGACCAGGAGAUGGGAGGUUUGACCUCGCUAGAGUGGCAGAACCGCUGGAGACAACAGGAUUCUUUCGUUACCCUUUUGGAGCGAAAAACAAUUCAACAAGAAGGGGAACUCGCCGACCUGCGACAGGCCAACGAAAGGGUUAAAGCACAGCUGAUCGAUUCACAACAGCGGGAAAAGGUUCUCAUUCGCAGAUUGACUGCCAAAGAGCAGGAAACUCAAGAUUAUGCGUGUCAACUCAAUGAUUUGAAAAGUUCCCAAGUCCCAACAACAUCAUCUCUAAGGUCAGCUUUACUGGAUCCGGCAGUCAAUAGUUUGUUGCAGCAACUGAGGUCUGAGCUGCAAGCAACAAGAUUGAAACUAGAAGACACCCAAAAUGAGCUAUCUGCUUGGAAAUUCACUCCCGAUUCGAAUACUGGUAAACGUCUCAUGGCAAAAUGCAGACUGCUAUAUCAAGAAAAUGAAGAAUUGGGAAAAGUUACGAGCUCAGGAAGGAUAGCAAAAUUGGAAAGUGAUCUGGCGCUACAAAAAAUAUUCUCAGAAGAAGUUAGGCAAAGUCAAAACGAGUUAGAUUCUUUUCUAGCAGAUUUGGAUGAAGAUGUAGAUGGCAUGCAGAGCACGAUAUUGUUUCUGCAGCAGGAACUGAAAAAGACGAAAGACACUGUUCAAGUGCUUCAAAAAGAAAAUUGUACUUUGAAAAUGGCUAACGGUAGAGCGAAUGGUGACACUAGUGUUUGUGAACAAGAACGGACUGAUUCAGAAUCUGAGAACGAGAGGACUCGUGUUAAAAGAAUAAGGAGGUCUUCAGUUCUGAGUAUUGACUACAAUGAGGAUGACACCCUUGUUAUUAACACCAAUGGUGACGUUGCCAUGUCCUCGGACCCAGAAUAGUGAUGACUGAAAAGUAUCACUACAAUCAAGCUCACCGGUGAUAUUUCAUUUGUUUCAUUCAUAAAUGUUAGAUGAUAUACUGAAUAUGAGAUAUCCCGAUUAUAGUGUAAUGGAAAUAGUUGAAAAAAAA